AUGUCGUCGAGUAACAGGAACUACGACUUCCUGAUUAAGCUGCUGCUGAUCGGAGACUCGGGCGUUGGCAAGUCAUGCUGUCUGCUUCGCUUUAGCGAGGACUCGUUCACCCCGUCCUUCAUCACGACCAUCGGCAUCGACUUCAAGAUCCGGACGAUUGAGCUCGAUGGCAAGCGGGUGAAGCUACAGAUCUGGGAUACGGCCGGGCAGGAGCGGUUCCGGACAAUCACGACGGCGUACUACCGGGGCGCGAUGGGGAUUUUGCUGGUCUACGACGUGACCGACGAGAGGUCAUUCAACAACAUUCGAACCUGGUUCGCCAACGUGGAGCAGCACGCGACAGAGGGCGUCAACAAGAUCCUGAUCGGCAACAAGUGCGACUGGGAGGAGAAGCGGGUUGUGUCGACGGAGCGAGGCCAGCAGCUGGCCGACGAGCUGGGCAUUCCCUUCCUCGAGGUGUCGGCCAAGACCAACCACAACAUCGACCAAGCGUUUUACAGCCUUGCGGCCGACAUCAAGAAGCGGAUCAUCGACACGUCGAAGCCCGAGCAGGCCGGUGCCGGGCCGGCGGUGAACGUUGGAGAACAGAGUGGGGGUGCCAGCGGUAAGGGGUGCUGCUAA
Messenger RNA from Parathielavia appendiculata, 621 nucleotides. RefSeq names its product ras-domain-containing protein. Gene Ontology annotation, cellular component: plasma membrane; endosome. The record is from RefSeq and is a predicted model, not a curated record. Lineage: Eukaryota; Fungi; Ascomycota; Sordariomycetes; Sordariales; Chaetomiaceae. The transcript is spliced from 3 exons. Gene Ontology annotation, molecular function: GTP binding; GTPase activity. The coding region runs from base 1 to 621 and encodes 206 amino acids. Gene Ontology annotation, biological process: protein secretion; regulation of exocytosis; protein localization to plasma membrane.